This is a messenger RNA of Mesoplodon densirostris (Blainville's beaked whale), 3027 nucleotides long. RefSeq names its product EPH receptor A10 (gene EPHA10). Gene Ontology annotation, molecular function: ATP binding; transmembrane-ephrin receptor activity; protein binding. The transcript has 17 exons. The record is from RefSeq and is a predicted model, not a curated record. The coding region runs from base 1 to 3027 and encodes 1008 amino acids. Lineage: Eukaryota; Metazoa; Chordata; Mammalia; Artiodactyla; Ziphiidae. Gene Ontology annotation, cellular component: plasma membrane; neuron projection. Gene Ontology annotation, biological process: protein phosphorylation; cell surface receptor protein tyrosine kinase signaling pathway; axon guidance.
AUGGAGACCGGCGUCGGCCCACAUCCGCUGCGCCUGUUCAUCUGCCUGAUGCCGCUCUGUCUCGCCUUGCUUUUGGGACCAGGGAGGCCCGGGACCGCCGAGGAAGUCAUCCUCCUGGAUUCCAAAGCCUCCCAGGCUGAGCUGGGCUGGACUGCACUGCCGAGUAAUGGGUGGGAGGAGAUCAGCGGCGUGGACGAGCACGACCGUCCCAUCCGCACCUACCAGGUGUGCAACGUGCUGGAGCCCAACCAGGACAACUGGUUGCAGACUGGCUGGAUCAGCCGCGGGCGCGGGCAGCGCAUCUUCGUGGAGCUGCAGUUCACACUGCGCGACUGCAGCAGCAUCCCUGGAGCCGCCGGCACCUGCAAGGAGACUUUCAACGUCUACUAUCUGGAAACCGAGGCCGAUCUGGGCCGUGGGCAUCCCCGUCCACGCGGCAGCCGGCCCCGCAAGAUUGACACGAUCGCGGCGGACGAGAGCUUCACGCAGGGCGACCUGGGCGAGCGUAAGAUGAAGCUGAACACAGAGGUGCGAGAGAUCGGUCCGCUCAGCCGGCGGGGUUUCCACCUGGCCUUCCAGGACGUGGGCGCAUGCGUGGCGCUGGUCUCUGUGCGCGUCUACUACAAGCAGUGCCGGGCUACAGUGCGGGGUCUGGCGGCGUUCCCAGCCACCGCAGCCGAGAGCGCCUUCUCCACGCUGGUGGAGGUGACCGGAACGUGCGUGGCGCACUCAGAAGGGGAGCCCGGCAGCCCCCCGCGCAUGCACUGCGGCGCCGAUGGUGAGUGGCUGGUGCCCGUGGGCCGCUGCAGCUGCAGUGCGGGAUUCCAGGAACGUGGUGACAUCUGUGAAGCCUGUCCCCCAGGGUUUUACAAGGUGUCCCCGCGGCGGCCCCUCUGCUCGCCGUGCCCGGAGCACAGCCGGGCCCUGGAAAACGCGUCCACGUUCUGCGUGUGCCAGGACAGCUACGCGCGCUCGCCCAGCGACCCGCCCUCGGCGUCCUGCACCCGGCCGCCGUCGGCGCCGCGGGACUUGCAGUACAGCUUGAGCCGCUCGCCGCUGGCGCUGCGGCUGCGCUGGCUGCCUCCGGCCGACUCCGGCGGCCGCUCGGACGUCACCUACUCGCUGCUGUGCCUGCGCUGCGGCCGCGAGGGCCCGGCGGGCGCGUGCGAGCCGUGCGGGCCGCGCGUGGCCUUCGUGCCGCGCCAGGCGGGGCUGCGGGAGCGCGCCGCCACACUGCUGCACCUGCGGCCCGGAGCGCGCUACACCGUGCGCGUAGCCGCGCUCAACGGAGUGUCGGGCCCGGAGGCCGCCGCGGGAGCCACCUACGCGCAGGUCACCGUCUCCACCGGCGCCGGGGCACCAUGGGAGGAGGAUGAGAUCCGCAGGGACCGAGUGGAGCCCCAGAGUGUGUCCCUGUCAUGGCGGGAGCCCAUCCCCGCUGGAGCCCCUGGGGCCAACGGCACGGAGUAUGAGAUCAGAUACUAUGAGAAGGGUCAGAGUGAGCAGACUUACUCCACGGUGAAGACAGGGGAGCCUGCGGUCACCGUCACCAACCUCAAGCCGGCUACCCGCUACGUCUUUCAGAUCCGGGCGGCUUCCCCAGGGCCCUCCUGGGAGACCCAGAGCUUCAACCCCAGCAUUGAAGUGCAGACCCCGGGGGAGGCUGCCUCGGGGUCGAAGGACCAGAGCCCCGCAGUCGUCGUCACCAUUGUGACCAUCUCAGCCCUCCUCGUCCUGGGCUCUGUGAUGAGCGUGCUGGCCAUUUGGAGGAGGACCUGCAGCUAUGGCAAAGGAGGUCGGGAUGCCCAUGAUGAGGAGGAGCUGUAUUUCCACUUCAAAGUCCCAACUCGCCGCACAUUCGUGGAUCCUCAGAGCUGUGGGGACCCGCUGCUGGCCGUUCAUCUGUUUGCCAAGGAGCUGGAUGCGAAAAGCGUCACGCUGGAGAGGAGCCUUGGAACAGGGCGGUUUGGGGAGCUGUGCUUCGGCUGCCUGCAGCUUCCGGGCCGCCAGGAGCUCCCCGUGGCCGUGCACACGCUGAGGGAGGGCAGCUCCGACUUGCAGAGGCUCAACUUCCUGGCCGAGGCCCUCACCUUGGGCCAGUUCGACCACAGCCACGUGGUGCGGCUGGAGGGCGUCGUCACCCGAGGAAGCACCUUGAUGAUCGUCACUGAGUACAUGAGCCAUGGGGCCCUGGACGGCUUCCUCAGGCGGCAUGAGGGCCAGCUGGUGGCUGUGCAACUGAUGGGGCUGCUGCCUGGCCUGGCGUCGGCCAUGAAGUAUCUGUCGGAGAUGGGCUACGUCCACCGGGGCCUGGCGGCCCGCCGGGUGCUGGUCAGCAGCGACCUCAUCUGCAAGAUCUCUGGCUUUGGGCGGGGACCUCGGGACCGAGCAGAGGCUGUCUACACCACCAUGAGCGGCCGGAGCCCGGCACUGUGGGCCGCCCCCGAGACGCUUCAGUUUGGCCACUUCAGCUCCGCCAGUGAUGUUUGGAGCUUCGGUGUCGUCAUGUGGGAGGUGAUGGCCUUUGGGGAGCGGCCCUACUGGGACAUGUCUGGCCAAGACGUGAUCAAAGCCGUGGAGGAUGGCUUCCGGCUGCCACCCCCCAGGCACUGCCCCUCCCCCCUGCACCGACUGAUGCUUGACUGCUGGCAGAAGGACCCAGGUGAGCGGCCCAGGUUCUGCCAGAUCCAUGGCCUCCUGAGCAAGAUGGUGCAGGAUCCAGAACCCCCGAAGUGUGCCGACACUACCUGUGCCAGGCCUCCCACGCCCCUGGAGGACCGUGCCUUCUCCACCUUCCCCUCCUUUGGCUCUGUGGGCGCGUGGCUGGAGGCCCUGGACCUGGGCCGCUACAAGGACAGCUUCGCUGCCGCCGGCUAUGGGAGCCUGGGGGCUGUGGCCGCCAUGACUGCCCAGGACCUGGUGAGCCUGGGCAUCUCAUCGGUGGAACACCGGGAGGACCUCCUCAGCGGGAUCAGUGCCCUGCGGGCCCGGGUGCUCCAGCUGCAGGGCCAGGGGGUGCAGGUGUGA